CGUAGUAUAUUUAGUUCCGAGUCCCAAGGUGUGGGUGCUAUCUACGUCACGUCACGUAAACCACGAUUCCUUCUUGACCCCAUACUUGCAUCCUCUUACUAUUCCAACUCCCGAGAAAGAGAGAGAGAGACAGAGAGAUGGGUUCUCAUGAGGACGAAAGAUUGCUGUUGGAAGGUGGCCUUCUUCAGGAUGAAGGCAAUGGAUUGUACACAGGAGACGGCUCAGUUGACAUUGAGGGAAAUCCUGUUUUAAAGCAAAAUACUGGAAACUGGAGAGCUUGCCCCUUCAUUCUAGGUACCGAAUGUUGUGAACGCUUGGCCUACUAUGGGAUUGCCACUAACCUGGUCACUUAUCUAACAAGCAAAUUGCACGAAGGAAAUGUUGCUGCAGCAAGAAAUGUUACCACUUGGCAGGGCACUUGCUAUCUUACACCACUCAUUGGGGCUGUCUUAGCAGAUGCAUACUGGGGAAGAUACUGGACAAUUGCUGUUUUUUCCACCAUUUACUUUCUCGGAAUGUGUACUUUGACUCUCUCAGCAACACUUCCUGCAUUGAUUCCUCCUGAAUGUGUGGGUUCUUCAUGCCCUGCAGCUAGUACGUCACAGUAUGCAGUGUUCUUCUUUGGGCUCUAUCUGAUUGCUCUAGGAACUGGUGGAAUUAAGCCAUGUGUUUCAUCCUUUGGGGCGGAUCAGUUUGAUGAUACUGAUGCCAGGGAAAGGGUAAAGAAGGGAUCUUUCUUCAACUGGUUUUACUUUUCUAUCAACAUUGGAGCUCUGAUAUCAAGUAGCUUUAUAGUGUAUAUUCAAGACAAUGCUGGAUGGGGCCUAGGGUUUGGUAUUCCUGCAUUGUUUAUGGCUGUCGCUAUUGCUAGUUUCUUUUCAGGCACACCACUCUAUAGAUUUCAGAGACCAGGGGGAAGCCCUCUUACAAGAAUGUGCCAGGUUUUGGUGGCAUCAUUUCGUAAGUGGAAUUUGAAUGUCCCUGAAGACAGUAGUCUCCUAUACGAAACAGAAGAUAAAGUCUCCGCCAUUGAAGGAAGUCGUAAACUGGAGCAUAGUGAUGAGCUCAAAUGUCUUGAUAAAGCUGCUGUAAUAUCAGAAGCUGAGGUGAAAACUGGGGAGUUCUCUAAUCCAUGGAGGCUUUGCACCGUUACACAGGUGGAGGAAUUCAAAAUUUUAAUCCGCAUGUUCCCUAUCUGGGCUACUGGAAUUGUGUUUUCUGCUGUCUAUGCCCAAAUGUCAACCAUGUUUGUGGAACAAGGGACGAUGAUGGAUACAUCUAUUGGUUCUUUCACCAUUCCCCCAGCCUCCCUCUCAAGUUUUGAUGUCAUCAGUGUUAUCUUCUGGGUCCCCAUAUAUGACAGGUUCAUUGUCCCAAUUGCAAGGAGAUUUACUGGUAAGGAAAGGGGGUUCUCAGAGUUGCAACGGAUGGGCAUUGGGCUCUUUCUUUCGGUCCUAUGCAUGUCAGCUGCUGCUGUGGUAGAGAUUUACCGAUUGCAUAUUGCUAAUGAACUUGAUUUGGUUGACAAAGAGGUAGCUGUACCAAUUAGUAUCUUUUGGCAAGUUCCUCAAUACUUCUUGCUGGGAGCUGCAGAGAUAUUCACAUUCAUUGGGCAACUUGAGUUCUUCUAUGACCAAUCUCCAGAUGCCAUGCGCAGUUUAUGCAGCGCCUUAUCACUUCUGACCACUGCAUUGGGAAAUUAUCUGAGCUCUUUCAUUUUGACAGUAGUAACUUACUUGACAACACAAGGCGGGAAGUCUGGAUGGAUCCCCGACAACUUGAAUUCAGGUCAUCUGGAUUACUACUUCUGGCUCUUAGCAGGACUCAGCUUUAUAAACAUGGUGGUGUACAUGGUCUGUGCCGGAAAGUAUAAACAUAAGAAGGCUUCUUAAUGCUCCGCCGCGGAAGCCUUUCUCCAAACCAUACUCCAUCGGAAAAAAAACCCAAGAAGUAUAUGUCUGGCUUUUAUCUGAAGCCAUUUGUAAAAUAUCAUCAUUCAGUUACUGAUGCUUUGUAAAUAACCACAACAAGCCUGCGUUUUUCUUAAGGUACCUUGAGAUUUCAAAGAAAUUUGUGUCAUAUAUUGGUCUGAAAAGGCCAUUAGUUUCUAGUCA
This is a messenger RNA of Fragaria vesca subsp. vesca, 2114 nucleotides long. Its product is annotated as peptide transporter PTR2-like. The transcript is spliced from 6 exons. NCBI's taxonomy places the organism in Eukaryota, Viridiplantae, Streptophyta, Magnoliopsida, Rosales, Rosaceae. Gene Ontology annotation, biological process: transmembrane transport; oligopeptide transport. Gene Ontology annotation, molecular function: transmembrane transporter activity. The record is from RefSeq and is a predicted model, not a curated record. Gene Ontology annotation, cellular component: plant-type vacuole membrane. Bases 138 to 1892 code for a protein of 584 amino acids.